AUGGGUUGCUGCGGGUCCAAAUCGGAGACGGCAUCCGCGGCCAUCGGCGCUGGGAACACCAAAGUCCACGUGGGGCCGCUGGAGAUCGAUUCCUCGGGUGUGGUGGUGAAGCCCAAGUUCAACCUGGGUAUCGCCGGAGGCUCCAUCUAUGCCCUGGCUGGGGUGAGGGAUGUUCGCGACGGUAUUGCUGCAGAGACCUUGGCCAUGUAUGUGAAGUCUUACGCCUCUUCUGGCAAGACCCUGGUGGAGUUUCUGAGGCAGAUCAAGGCGCAGGAGCCCCUGCCAGUGCUGGACGACAUCAUCGCGUCGUUGCCGCAGAUCGCUUCGCAGGUGGUGGAGACAGCAGGAGCAGACAUCCAGAAGGAGGAUGUGCUGGGGGUGGAGGGGGUGGUCUACAUUUACGUGGGUGCCGGGGUGACUGCUGGGGUCUACCUGGGCUGGGUGGACACAUCUGGGUACCGCAUGAUUGGCGCAGAGGGCACCAUAGCCACCGGCGCCGGCUUGGGCGUGACGUUAAGGGCCGGCAUGAACGAGGACAAGAUGGCGGUGAGGGUGGUGGCGUACCUCAGCAAUGUGGGCUUCGACAUCAUCGUGAAAUAUCCCCAGCCCCAGGGCAAGUGA
This is a messenger RNA of Effrenium voratum, 621 nucleotides long. NCBI's taxonomy places the organism in Eukaryota, Dinophyceae, Suessiales, Symbiodiniaceae. The record is from the annotation of a GenBank genome assembly.